Clupea harengus (Atlantic herring) is the source of this 6009-nucleotide messenger RNA. RefSeq names its product epidermal growth factor receptor pathway substrate 15 like 1a (gene eps15l1a). Gene Ontology annotation, biological process: endosomal transport; endocytosis. Gene Ontology annotation, cellular component: clathrin coat of coated pit; plasma membrane; cytoplasm. NCBI's taxonomy places the organism in Eukaryota, Metazoa, Chordata, Actinopteri, Clupeiformes, Clupeidae. The record is from RefSeq and is a predicted model, not a curated record. Gene Ontology annotation, molecular function: cadherin binding; calcium ion binding.
UCAUUAUAAUUAAAAGUAGCCUGUACACUAAACCAUGACUAUUCCAGAUAUGAAGAAACGUGACGCUGACUGCAAUAUGCGCAAAGUUCAAAGGGUCAAUUUGACAGUUUUUAGUGGUCAUGCACCGAGGAUGCUACACUGGACUAACCCUAGAUAACAGUCGAAGCCAUUCGUCCACUUGGGGGGUGUUUUGCAAGAGGGUGUGCGUGUUCCCGCAGCAACAGGGAAGAUGGCAGCCCUCACAUCUAUCACCCAGUUAUCGAGUGGGACUCCAGUAUAUGAAAAUCUUUAUAGACAGGUUGACCCAGGAAAUACAGGGAGAGUAGGGCCUACAGAAGCAGCCCUGUUCCUGAAGAAGUCUGGGCUUCCAGACAUGACGUUGGGAAAGAUCUGGGAUUUAGCAGAUCCAGAUGGGAAAGGAUUCUUAGACAAACAGGGAUUUUAUGUCGCUUUGCGGUUGGUAGCAUGUGCACAGAGCGGCCAAGAAGUCAGUCUGGCAAGCUUGAACCUCACAGUCCCACCCCCUAAAUUUAAGGACACAAGCAGUCCAUCACUCACUACAGUACCUGCUUCAAGUGAAAGCCAUUGGAUUGUGAGGUCUGAAGAAAAGAGUAAGUUUGAUGGCAUAUUUGAAAGCCUUGCACCAGUGAAUGGACUCCUUUCUGGAGACAAAGUAAAGCCUGUUCUUAUGAACUCAAAACUACCUCUGGAUGUGCUGGGAAAGGUUUGGGACCUCAGUGACAUUGAUAAAGAUGGACACCUGGACAGAGACGAAUUUGCAGUGGCCAUGCACCUGGUGUACCGAGCCCUUGAGAAGGAGCCUGUGCCCUCAGUCCUGCCAUCCUCUCUCAUCCCCCCCUCUAAGAGGAAGAAGUCUGUCAGUUCCCUGCCGGGAACGGUCCCUGGGCUGCCUGCUAGCCCCCCACCACCCAAAGACAGCCUGCGUUCCACCCCCUCCCACGGAAGCAUGAACUCACUCAACAGUGUGGGCAGUCUCUCCCCCAAACACACUCUCAAGUCUUCGCAGCACUCGGUGAACUGGGUAGUCCCGGCAGCAGACAGAGGGCGCUAUGAUGACAUCUUCCUGAAAACAGACAACGACCUUGAUGGGUUUGUGAGUGGCCUUGAAGUCAAAGACAUCUUCAUGCAGUCAGGGCUCCCGCAGAACAUGCUGGCACAUAUAUGGGGCUUAGCGGACACUCGGCAGAUGGGAAAGUUGACGCGCGAGCAGUUUGCCUUGGCCAUGCACUUCAUCCAGCAGAAAGUCAGUAAGGGCCUUGACCCGCCACAGGCUCUCAGCGCGGAGAUGAUGCCACCGUCUGAGCGCAGCACUCCUGUACCGAGUCUGUCUGGAUACAUGACACCAGUGGGAUCUGAAAUGGCUGCUCUUUCAGAGAUGCGGCGUCAAAUAAUGUUCAAGUUAUGGGACAGCUCCAGCUCGGUGGGGUCAGGUGAAUUCACGGGCAUCAAAGAGCUUGAUGACAUCAGCCAGGAGAUCGCCCAGCUACAAAGCACACUCGCUUUUACACACUGGGAGACACUCAGAGAGAAGUACACUCUGGAGCAAGAGAUCAGGGAGACAGAAGAAGCCAUCAGGCAUAAGACCACUGAGGUUCAGGAGAUGCAGAAUGACCUGGACCGUGAGACGUGCAGCCUGCAGGAGCUGGAGGCCCAGAAGCAGGACGCCCAGGACCGGCUGGAGGAGAUGGACCAGCAGAAGGCCAAGCUGGAGGACAUGCUCAAUGACGUGCGGCAGAAGUGCCAGGAGGAGUCCCAGAUGAUCUCCUCGCUGCAGACUCAGAUCCACUCCCAGGAGACAGACCUGCAGAGCCAAGAGGAGGAGCUGGACCGGGCCAAAACCGAACUGAGCCGGCUGCAGCAGGAGGAGAGCCAGCUGGAGCAGAGCCUCCAGGCUGGGAAGGUGCAGCUGGAGACCAUCAUCAAGUCCCUCAAGGCCACGCAGGAUGAGAUCAACCAGGCUCGCAGCAAGCUCUCCCAGAUACAAGACAAUCAACAGGAGAUGACCAAGAGCAUUGAGCAGUACAACAGCACUCUGAACGGCACCCAUGGGGGCAGCAUGACCAACCUAGCAGAUAUGAGCGAGGGCUUCCCAGAGAAGGAGAAUGGUGGCUUCGGUGCCAUGGAGGACCCCUUCAAGGUGAAGACAUCUGUGUUCAAUAGCAACCCCCAGGAGAUGAACACAGACCCCUUCCACUCAGAGGACCCCUUCAAAACAGAUCCUUUCAAAGGAGACCCUUUCCAGAAUGAUCCCUUUGCAAAGCAGCCACCCACCACCACAGAUCCCUUUGGGGGAGACCCUUUCAAAGAGAGCGACCCCUUCAAGACUACAUCAGAGGACUUCUUCAAGAAGCCGGUUAAGGUGGAUCCUUUUGGUGCCCCCGAUCCUUUCAGCAAAAGUGCCACGCUCCCCACAAAGCAGGCGUGCCAAUUCACAAGCAAUGACCCCUUCACCUCCACCAGCCCCAAAUUAAAAGGCCCAGAUCUCUUUGGAACACUUGACCCCUUUGGAAGUAGCUCAUUUGGCAGCAGCAGUGGAUUUGCAGACUUCAGCCAAAUGUCAAAGGGCUUUGCAGAUGACCCCUUCGGCAGAAAACAGGAUACCCCAGCACUGCCACCCAAGAAAGGUGUACCACCUCGACCGAAACCUCCUAGUGGUAAAAGCACUCCUGUAAACUUGCCUGGAUCGGGGGAUGCCUCCAAGCCGAGCGACCCGUUCCAGCCCUUCGGUUCUGACGCCAGCGACCCCUUUCAGAAUAAAAAGGGGGUGGCGGGGGUCCCAGGGGAUCCCUUUAGUGGCAAAGAUCCAUUUGCUCCAUCUGCCUCAAGUAAAGCCUCUAGAGACUCCUCAUUGGGUUUUGCAGACUUCAGCUCUGAAACGAAAGAGUCAAGUUUGGGAAUGAGGCGCAGCAGAUGGAGUGGGCCAAGCGGGAGAGCGAGCGCGCGGAACGGGAGCGGCUGAAGCGCCUCCGACUGCAGGAGCAGGAGGACCUGGAGCUCGCCAUCGCCCUCAGCAAGGCCGAGAUGUCCAACGCGUGACCUCGCACCUCUCACUCCCCACCCCACGCCGGCCCGCCCACCGUUCCCACUCUCAGCUAGGCUGAGAUCCCCAGCCCCCUUACCCCUAAACCCGCGUCACUGCUGACCUCUCACCUCGCCCCGCCCCCCCUCUCCCCCAUCCCACUCCAUACGCUCAACAAGACCAAGAUGUCUGAGGCUUGACCCCUGUCACGACAUUACUUCACCUCACGCUGUACUAACCACAAUGCAAGAAGUCAAACUAAAGUACAAAUGCAAAACGAGCAAAAAACAAAAUGGUAAUAGUACAAGGGUUGGGGGGGGGCAGGGGUUUGGAUAACACAGAGUGUUGGUUUGGGGUGUUGUAGUGAUAAAUCAACACUCAUAGUCUCCCCUUAUUUUAAUGUGAUCAACAAUUGCAAGAGGGUUAACCUGUGGUUGUUUUGCGACUAAUGCACUGUACACGCACUGCAUAACCUGCACAGUCUGCCGCCGGCCAAGCGUGCUAUUUAAGGGAAAUGUGGGCCUUGUGUCGGGCUAGUGAGGUUGUUCUGUGGUAGGACGUGGUGUGGAACUUCACACUGGACUGGUGCCAGGCGGUAUAGAUCGUCAAGAAGGGACGGCAAUUCUGACCAAGCUGAGAAAAAAAAGGACAAAAAUAUCGCUGUAGUGGUUUGAACUGAUGAUUUUAUCGCUUUUUUUUUUCUUGAGGGACACAGAACUAGUGUUAUGGUCUUCUGCAUGUGUGAAUGGGUGGCUCUCUCGCCAUGACUGGAAGCAAAUUGUACAGAAAACUCUAUUUUCUUUUUUUGUUUUUGUUUGUUUCAGACAGUGUGUGUGUGUGUGUGUGUGUGAAUGGAUCCAAAUGAAUGCUUACGUAUCAGGGGCAGCAGGAGAGGCUGAAAUGUUUUUUGGAAUCAUGUCACGUUUUGCAGUGUAUUUAAGACCUCUCCCCUGUGAAGCGGGUUGUCCAGGAAGAGAGAGAUCAGAUGAGGGAAGUCAUUCUUUAGUGGUCACUGUGUGUUCUACUGCAGCAGGAACAGAGGAAGUUCUUUUGUCUGACCACCAGCACUGUUUACCAUUUCAGGAAAGGCUACGCGUUCAUUUCAUAUUACCGUAAAACCACAACCCUCUCUUCUGAGAAUAUGCUCAUAGUGUUGUCACAAUGUACUGGUAUCCUGUGUAUGUUUUAAAUGACUCUCAGUAAUUGGCUGCUAGAACUGAGGGGUUUGAUGGCUGAAGGACAAACCUGGUGGAAGGGUGAUCCUAUUGCUGGUGCUCAUGCAGUGUUGGUACUUUUUACAGUGUUUUUGUCUUUUUUUUGUUAUUUGUUGUUUUAUUUUAUGUUUAUGUAUGUUUUCAUGUGAAUCUUGGUACACCAUGCCGACUGUGCUGAGCUUUCAAACCAUUCAAGCCUGAACCUUGAACCCCUACCUUGUUUUACUGGCGACAUUUCAUUUUUACUUGAAGUCUACCAAUGGUACUAGUUGGCACACUUGGUUACCCUCUUAUUAUACUGAAAAUGAUAUAGACUGACUAUAGUUAUAGUUGGGUCCUUCAGGACUAUGUCACUGCUCAGCCUGUCAAUAUUGGACUGACCUAUAUGUGAUUUGUGUUCCCUCCAGAAUGUGUAUGAACAAGCCCCAAAUUUAAAUGUUACUAAAUUAGGGAUCUUUUACUUUCUGAGCCAUGUGUGAUGGUGUCAUUAUUUAGUGUUGUUGUUGUUGUUGUUGUUAUUAUUACUUGCAUUAUAGGGCGGUAAUAUAUCAAUCAUCCGAUGUGCGGUAUUGACUGAAAAAUUCUGGUGUCAUAGUACGACAAGUGAAUGGCACUUUCGAUUGCAAAAGUUUUGGUUGAAAUCCUUCAUUGUUGGAUGCUUAUGCUGGUUACUGACAUGCCCUGUCUUUUACAUGCAUUAAGACUCGCCAGAAAGAAACUCGCAGCUCUGUUUUGAUUUCACGUCUUUCCUGUCUCUCCCUGCACGUGCGAGAGCUUCAGCUGUGUCCUUCUGCUCGAGGCCACAUUGAUCACUCUUGUGGUGUUUUAAUCACAAGUCUUGAAUCACGCUUACCAAGUCCUGAUGCCAACACUCCUUUACUGUGUUGCAGUCUCUCUGUGUCCUCUGCCCAGGACCGGGCCCUGGAACCCCCCCCCCCGCUCUGCACUCUCAGCUUUUCUCUGGUCUCUCUCUGCUAUCACUGAGUACAUGACUGAAUUGAAAACAGGUGAAUCUGAUGUAGAGUUGGAGCCACUGGCCAUCCCCCUGAAGGAAACUAAAAUAAGCUUAAAUCAAAAGUGAAGGCAUGGGGGCCUUAGGUGGUCAUUAUUGACUAAAUGGUCCUGAUGGUUCUGAUUGAGUAGUGCUCUAGAACUGAUCAUUCCACUUAAAUACUAGGUCAGAUUCAUCUGUUCAAAUCACAUUUGGCUUAGCUUGUCCAGCCAUCAACUCCUUCCCCUGUAUUCAUACUGUAUUUGUCUUAUAUGUCCACAGUGCAAUAGUCUUUGUUUAUUUUUUAACUUCCAUUUAAAAACAUGUAAAUUCAGAUUUACAUUUUUUCAUAUUCAUUGUAUUCUUUUUGUUAUGUUUUUUAUCAUUAGGCGUAUUUAAACAUGCUUAUCAAGUUGCUGUUACAAAUUGGCAUUUUUAAUUAUGUUUUCAAAGCAUUUUGACCGAUCUGAUGCUGAAUGCGUUCCUCCUCGCCUGCCUUUGACUUAUCUUUCCUCUGUAGAUAAAGAAGAAGAAAUAAUCACAUCUGUUGUAUUGAAAUGCAUAAAGUAUACAUAAACCUUGUAUAUUAUGUCUGUUAUAUUUGUCCUAUAAAAAGUGAAAAAUUGCUCAAUGUGUAACUUUUGGAGAAUUUCUGACUACAUUGGUAGCAACUAGAAAAAAGGGUUGGAUUUCUUCGAAGAUGUUUAAUGCUCAGUAUGUGGUCAUUGUUCAAUAGAAUAAAAAAUAACUACAUUUCAGAUUUA